AUGAGAUUGCCUGAAGACGCCCCAGACGGUAUAAACCGGUUGAAGGCCUACUUGAUGCAAUUCAUCAUGGGAUUGCUUAAAGAAGCUCCAGAAGUCCUAGCUAAUGUUAGCACUACUCAAUAUCUAAGAGACCCAGAUGAAUUAGUCUCUAGGAAUUCCACUUUCAAAUUUGGGUUUUUCAGCCCUGCUGAUUCGACUAAUCGCUAUGCUGGUAUAUGGUACAAUAAAAAUGAUUCUGAUGUACUCGAAGUCAUUUGGAUAGCCAACAGAGACAGACCACUUAAUAACUCUUCUGGGGUGAUCAGUAUAUCCGAGGAAGGUGAUCUUCAACUCUUGAAUGGACAAAACAACACUUUUUGGUCAACAAAGAUAGCAGCUAAUCAUGAGGUAAAUAAUUCAGUUGCUCAGCUUUUGGAUACUGGAAACCUUGUUUUACUUUCAAAUGUCAGCGGGGAUGUCAUCUGGCAGAGUUUUGACUAUCCUACAGACAACUUGAUGCUGCGAAUGCAAAUAAUUGUUGACGAGGAUACAAAUACAUCACGGCGGCUUAAUUCUUGGAAGAGUGCUACAAAUCCAUCCACUGGACGCUUUAAUGCUGGCAUUAAUCCUCGCUUACUUUCUGAAAUUUUCGUUUGGGAUGGUGACCGUCCUUAUUGGCGAUCUGGACCUUGGAAUGGUCAUGUAUUUAUUGGAGUACCAAGUAUGUAUUAUUUUGCUCUGAUUGAUGGAUUUCGUCUUGAUGAUAACUAUGAAGAAGGCACACUUGGCCUAUCAUUUUCGACGUCUAGCCAAAGAGUUACAGAACACUAUGUUCUGACUUAUGAUGGAGUAGUGCUACAAAAAGAAUGGGAUGAAGAUACAAAGAAUUGGACAACCAUAUGGAAAUCUAUAGAAACUGAAUGUGAUGUUUAUGGUAAGUGUGGGGAAUUCGGGACUUGUAACUCAAAUAAUUCGCGUAUAUGUGGUUGCUUGAAGGGCUUUGAACCAAGAAAUAACCAAGAAUGGAGCAAAGGGAAUUGGACAAGCGGUUGUGUUCGGAGAACAUCUUUGGAGUGUGGGGCUAUAGGAUCUGAAGAAAAUGGGUUUUUGAGGUUAAGGAACAUGAAGGUGCCAUAUAAUGCUAGGCUAGGCUACGCAUGUGAAGUGCUAGGCUAG
Chenopodium quinoa (quinoa) is the source of this 1155-nucleotide messenger RNA. Its product is annotated as G-type lectin S-receptor-like serine/threonine-protein kinase At1g11330. The transcript is spliced from 2 exons. The record is from RefSeq and is a predicted model, not a curated record. Gene Ontology annotation, biological process: recognition of pollen. The coding region runs from base 1 to 1155 and encodes 384 amino acids. NCBI's taxonomy places the organism in Eukaryota, Viridiplantae, Streptophyta, Magnoliopsida, Caryophyllales, Amaranthaceae.